Messenger RNA from Ahaetulla prasina, 2432 nucleotides. It is a transcript of the gene DCPH1, whose product is annotated as acidic residue methyltransferase 1. NCBI's taxonomy places the organism in Eukaryota, Metazoa, Chordata, Lepidosauria, Squamata, Colubridae. Gene Ontology annotation, molecular function: phosphatase activity. Gene Ontology annotation, cellular component: cytoplasm; nucleus. The transcript is spliced from 5 exons. The record is from RefSeq and is a predicted model, not a curated record. Bases 55 to 1386 code for a protein of 443 amino acids. Gene Ontology annotation, biological process: DNA damage response.
AAGGAGAGUUGUCUCGGAAGUUGCGCAGCCGCAGUCGGCGGGGCUGAGGUCAUAAUGAUUAAAAUGGCGACGCCGCAGUUGGUGGGGUUACCGGCUUCUCUUACGGGCAAGAUCAAGGGAUCUUUUGCAUAUAAUACCAUUAAAGACAGGCUGCCUCUUAUCCUGACUCGUGUUAUUGAUACUUUACAUCGACAUAAACAUGAGUUCUUUGAAGAACAUGGAGAAAAAGGCAUUGAAGCAGAAAAGAAAGCUAUAGGCUAUCUUUCCAAGUUGCGGAAUGAGUUGCAGACAGACAAGCCGCUGAUUGCAUUGAAUGAUAAUCUCCCUGAUACCCCUCUGUGGAACCAGUACUUAGAAUAUCAUAAAAAUGUAUCAAAUGAACCACCAAGCUGGUUUCAAUCUCCUUGGUUGUAUACAGAGUGUUACAUGUUUCGUAGAAUUCAUGAAGCUGUUAUUCAGAGUCCACCCAUCGGCAACUUUGAUGUAUUUAAAGAAGAAAAGAAUCAUGCUUUUUUUGAAUCUCAGCAAGCCAUGAUUGUUUUAUGUUCUUGUCUCCAAGAGAUGUUGAAAAAUACAGAUGGCUUAGAUGAAAAACGUUUGAAAGAGGAAUUUUGUAACCUAAUUCAGGUUUCAUUAUGGGGCAAUAAGUGUGAUCUAUCCAUUUCAGCCGGGGCAGAUAAUUCUCAGAAGUCUGACCCAUUACAAUCUGUGGAAGAAUUUAAAAAAUUCAUCUUGGUGGAUCACAUGGAAAAACUUUGGUCACUGCUUAUAAACAAAAAGAAAAACAAAACACCAACUAGACUUGACAUAGUCCUGGAUAAUGCUGGCUUUGAACUUAUUACUGAUCUUGUUUUGGCUGAUUUUUUGAUAUCCUCAGAAUUGGUUACUGAAAUUAAUUUUCAUGGAAAAAAUAUUCCAUGGUAUGUGUCAGAUACUACAAAACGUGACCUGGAUUGGACAAUUGGACAGAUGAAGGCAGCUAAUCAUAAAUGGAUGGCUAGAUGUGGUGUCUCCUGGGAGGGCUAUCUGAAAAAUGGUGUUUGGAUUUAUCAUGAUCACACGUUCUGGACUUUGCCACAUGAAUUUUCUAGUAUGGCUCAGAUUGCUCCAGAUUUAUACACUGAAUUACAGAAAUCAAGCUUAAUUAUUUUCAAAGGUGAUUUGAACUAUAGAAAGUUAACAGGUGAUCGAAAGUGGGAAUUCACAGUGCCAUUCCAUCAAGCCUUGAACAAUUUUCAGCCUGCACCACUCUGUAGCUUAAGAACAUUGAAAUCUGAUACUCAGGUUGGUUUGAAACCUGGGCAAGGUGAACAGCUCAUGAAUAUUGACCCUGAGUGGAUGAUAACUGGUAAAUAUGGAAUAAUUCAGUUUGAUGCUACUUCCUGAUAGUUUUGCAAAGUAUGAAGAAUGGCACUGUGCUAAAAACCGAUUAAUGGUCUAAUUUGGAAGGCCACUGAUUUUCAGUGUGCACUACUAUUUUCUUCCAUGAGCCAUGCUGUUAUUUUAAAGUGGUAUGCAAUUGUGACCUCUUUUAAAUCAUCAGAAAAGAUCAAAUUUGUCCUCUACUGUACUUUAUUUUUAACUAAUAUAAAACAAGAAACAACAGCCAAAGCUAUUACAUUAGUUGACAUGUGUUUGACUCUGCUGUGUUAACAAAAAACACAAUGCUGCUUGAGCUUAAUCUUGUUCAGAAAAAAAGGAUGUUAAAUAAAAUGACUUCUCAAAUGGCAAAACUAAAGGCUUUGAAUUAAAUUAUCCAAUAUGAGAACUGCAUGCGUUGUUGCACAGUAUUAAAAAGAAAUAAUCCAGUCGUGAGUGCCCUUGUCUCGUCAGGCUUGCUGUACCAAUUAACACUGCAGGCAAACUGUGAUCAGAGACAGCAGACUUUGUCAUGAUAGACUAUCUGUCAAGGUGGUGGGACUACAUCUUCACAUCUGCCUGCUUCUCAUGCUCAUUUAUAUUAUUAAUGACAUGAGAAGGGUAAAAAAAUUCGAAAUGAGUCCCAGAAAUGAGGGAAUGGGAGGAAGGGGAGGGGAGCGAGGGAAGGAAGGGAAGGAAUCAUCGUUAACAGUCAUGGGGGAUAUCUAUUUAUACAUUGGACUGUUCAAUUGUCAAUUCUGUGUCAACAAUUUAGAGACUCUAAUUAUCAACUGCAAACCUUACUAUUCACCUCGUGAAUUUUCCUCAUUUCUUCUAAUUGCUGUUUAUGUCCCACCACAAGCCUGUGUAAACAAGGCAUUACGAACUCUAGCUGACCAAAUCAUGGAGGCUGAAGCCAAACACCCUGAUUCACUGGCCAUUGUUUUGGGAGAUCUAAACAAGGCAAACUUAAGGAAAGAGCUACCAAAAUACUUUCAGCAUGUCAAUUGUCCCACCAGAGGCAAGAAUACUCUAGACCAUUGCUACACAACACUAAAAGAUGCCUAUCGGUC